This is a messenger RNA of Colletotrichum destructivum, 486 nucleotides long. RefSeq names its product Putative Marvel domain-containing protein. Lineage: Eukaryota; Fungi; Ascomycota; Sordariomycetes; Glomerellales; Glomerellaceae. The record is from RefSeq and is a predicted model, not a curated record. The transcript is spliced from 3 exons. Bases 1 to 486 code for a protein of 161 amino acids. Gene Ontology annotation, cellular component: membrane.
AUGCUGAAUCUCAUCACUGUAGGCGUGUGGGCCAUUCAGGGCAUCGUGGCCAUCGUUGUCCUGGGGCUAUCUGUCGACCUUGUCAAGGGUCAGAUGAUUGGCGACGCCCCGACAACUACAAAGCAUGGGACAUUUACCGGCGGCUUCGGGCUGGCAGUGGCUAUCAUGGGCUUUGCAUCUGCGUUCAUCGAUGCCAUUCCAGCUCUCGCUGUCAUGGCUGCCGAUGCUCUCUGUGGACUUUUGUUACUCGGCGGUGGCAUUAAACGCUCUAUGGCAAGUCUAAUUAAUGGGGGAACCGUUAAAGUAGGGGAAGUUAACGCGCAUCACAAAGACUUGACAUAUUCCCGACUCUUGGACAACUGCAGGAAGGCCACAGCUGAUCAGGCCAUGCAUUUUGUGACGUUCGGUUUUGCAGUAGCCACCGUAUUCCUGGUUUUCCUAGUUUGGAGGAACGGUCGUGGCAGUCGGAGUGGCAGCCAUGUCUAA